GCCCCGCCGCACGGCCAUGGCGCUGCGCUUCUCCGCCAACCUGUCCUGGCUCUUCCCGGAGCUGCCGGCGCUGCCGGCGCGGCUGGAGGCGGCGGCCGCCGCCGGGUUCCAGGCGGUCGAGGCGGCCUGGCCGGCGGGUUGCCCGGCGCAGGCGCUGCGGGCCGCGGCGGAGCGGGCGGGGGUGCGGAUCGUCCUCCUCAACGCUCCCCCCGGGGACCAGGACGCGGGCGAGAUGGGGCUGGCGGCCGUGCCCGGGCGGCAGGCAGCGUUCCGGCAGGGCCUGGCCGCAGCCGUGCAGUACGCCAGGGCCGUGGGCUGCCCCAGGAUCCACCUGAUGGCUGGGCGGGUGCCCCAGGGCACGGAGCGGGCAGCAGUGGCAGCUGAGAUGGAAACCACCUUCAUUGAGAAUCUCAGAUACGCUGCGGACCUCCUGGCCCAGGAAGACAUGACGGGACUGGUGGAGCCCAUUAACAACCGCAUCACUGACCCUCGCUACUAUCUGAACACCCCGCACCAAGCUGCUGCCAUCCUGGAAAAGGUGGGACGGCCCAACCUGAAGCUGCAGCUGGAUCUUUUUCACUGCCAGAUCAUGGAUGGGAACUUGUCACACAACCUGGAGACAUACUUCCCACUCAUUGGUCACAUCCAGAUUGCGCAGGUGCCGGGGCGGCACGAGCCCGACAGCCCUGGGGAGCUGAACUUCCCCUACAUCUUUGAUCUCCUGGAGUCCCUUGGCUACACUGGCUAUGUGGGCUGCGAGUAUGCUCCCAAAGGAGACACGCAGGAAGGCCUGGGCUGGCUGCGCUCGUACCGGCAGAACAGGGGCCUGCAGCCCGGGGGGACCAGCAUGGCUGCAGAGUAAAGCAAGGGCACCAUGGCAAUAAAAGGCAGUGGCUUCACCAA
Messenger RNA from Colius striatus (speckled mousebird), 903 nucleotides. It is a transcript of the gene HYI, whose product is annotated as hydroxypyruvate isomerase (putative). Gene Ontology annotation, molecular function: hydroxypyruvate isomerase activity. The transcript is spliced from 8 exons. Lineage: Eukaryota; Metazoa; Chordata; Aves; Coliiformes; Coliidae. The record is from RefSeq and is a predicted model, not a curated record. Bases 17 to 862 code for a protein of 281 amino acids. Gene Ontology annotation, biological process: glyoxylate metabolic process.